CCAUAUGACACCUGCGUCCUCCAGCGCAGAGCCGCACACCUGAAGCCCUUCCCGUUUUCCUAGAAGACGCUAGUGACUUUGAGAAAUUUCAGCGCCGGGGUGCCGUCUUGCCACAGCCGCAGAGCCAUGAGAAAGGCUCCCGGAGAUCGGACUUGCGAGGUUUACUGUGUGUCGGGCUGCGGGCGCUGCCUCCCCGCCCGUCUACCUGCACAGAUUGCUGUGACAGAGCCCCCUUCAUCUUCAAGCCCCCCCGUGUGCACCCAGGCAAAUCACAGCAGCCACAAAGGAGGCUGUCCCCCCCCCAGCUCUGCUUGGCGGAGGUGGAGUGUGGGGGCAAUACCCCUCCUCCCCCUCACAGCUGCUGUCACACUGACCGUCUACUUCUUUGUGUCGCGCACCCCUACUGUGCUCUACCUGGGCGGGAGCUGGGAGAUGGCCAACCUCAGCUUCUCGCCUCACUUGAUGGAUGCAUCUUCACCGCAGUUCCGGCAGCAGGCUCUGGCACUGGGACGUUAUCUCUCAGGGCUGUACAGCACCUCUCCCUGGGGCUCCUAUUACAUGCACUCAGAGAUUACAGCCUUCAGCGAAGGGGUGGAUGGCCUGCGUUUCUUUUACUGGGCCAAGUUCAGUGCUCCAGCUGCUGUCGCUCCGGGGAUCCUCAGCGCCGCAUUAGGGCGUCUGCAGCGGGCAGGUGCCAAUGACCAGAACCCACUACUUAGCAACAACGGGGAGCUGUAUUCUCUGGGGCUGGAUGAGGACACACUGCAUCUGCUGGGCCUGGACUCUGACCUAGAGGAUAAAGCAGAAAAGAUUAAAAAUCCUGCUUCUCUGCAGAACAUCAAGUGGCAGGUGGGAUUCCAAGUGAUGUCCUUUGAUCUUUAUGCCAAAUAUGGAUACAACCGCACGCUGAGCCUGGUGAGCCCCAAGAAGCCGUAUUACCAGUGGCGGCUGCGUGUGCCCUCAGGUCACGUGGUGCGCCUCGUCAUCCUCACGCUGCACGGGGCCACGCCCGGAAGCUGUUCCGCUCACAAGCUCUCCGCAUAUGACUUCCUUUUGCCUCUGCAGAACAAGAUCAUUGCCAGAUGGUGUGGCCUCCCGGUUACUGGAUCCUCUCCUAUCAUGAAACUCACGUCCUCAGGAAAUGUCAUGCUAGUGACCUUCUCAUUCAACAGACAAAAGGAUGGAGCCAUUUUUAAAGCCUACUUCCAGGCUGUGCCAAAGAUAGGCUGUGGUGGCUCCCUGACUGCAUGGAACGGGACACUGGUGUCCCCCUACUACCCCAGCCACUACGCUCCCAACAUGGACUGCAGCUGGACCUUACGGACUCCGUUGCCUGGUUACUUGCUGUCUGUGACUAUUGUGAUGCUGGAUAUUCAGGAUUCACCCUCUUCUGAUGGCUGUGAGAAAGACUGGUUGGACAUUAACGGCAUAAAGCUGUGUAACCCCAUCACUGAUGGCAGCCGAAAAAGGAUCUAUUCCUCCCCUGUGAUGCUGCACUUCCACUCUGAUGAGUCGCAGACAUACAGAGGCUUCUACAUUCUGUACCGGGCCUUCAGUCAGGAGAGCUCUUGCCCUCGCCAGUUCCGCUGUGGAGGUGGACAGUGUGUCCCCCUGCGCAAGGUGUGCGACGGGGUUAAGGAUUGUCCCGACGGCCGCGAUGAAAGUAAAUGCUCUUGCAGGCCUGGGGAAGUGCAUUGUGGGAAUGGUCAGUGCAAGCCACACAGCAGUCAGUGCAGCAUGCAGAGCAGCUGUGGAGACAGCAGUGAGGAAGCUGGCUGUGCAGGGAAAUGUCACCACAUGUGUUCUAACAAGGUGUGCCUGGCCAAGUCUUCAGUGUGUGACGGUAUUGUUGACUGCAAAGACCGCAGUGAUGAAGUUAAUUGUACCAAAAACUUCAACAAAGGCUGUUCCCCGACUUCCUACACAUGUGGUAAUGGCAAGUGUGUGAGUAAGACCAACCCUGAGUGUGAUGGCAUCAAGGACUGUCCGGACGGCUCAGACGAAAUGCGUUGUGGUUGUGGAACAAGGCCAAAGAAGAAAACUAAGAUAGUUGGUGGCGCCAGUGCCCAGAUGGGAGCAUGGCCCUGGCAGGUGAGCCUGCAGAUGGAGCGCUAUGGGCAUGUGUGCGGAGCAUCACUGGUAUCGAGCCGCUGGCUGCUCUCUGCAGCUCACUGCUUCCAGGAUUCUGAAACCAUCAAGUACUCAGAUGCGCGUGCCUGGAGGGCCAUCAUGGGCAUGCGUGGCAUAAACAUGGUGAGCUCUGCCACGACCAUGAGGCCCAUCCGCCGCAUAGUCCUCCACGCACUGUAUGACCAGUUCACGUCAGAUUACGACAUCGCACUGCUGGAGCUGGCCACCCCCGUUGUCUUCAGUGAGAUGGUUCAGCCAGUGUGUGUGCCAGCCUCCACACACGCUUUCGGCUCUGGAACUAGCUGCUUCGUCACAGGAUGGGGGGUGCUCACAGAGGAUGGUGAACUGGCUACUUUGCUGCAGGAGGCUCCAGUAAAGAUCAUCAGCCACAACACCUGCAACAAGCUCUAUGAUGAUGCGGUCACUCCCAGAAUGCUUUGUGCUGGGAACCUUCAGGGUGGCGUGGAUGCUUGCCAGGGGGACUCAGGCGGGCCUCUGGUCUGCAUGGAAAAGACCCGACGCUGGUUUCUGGCGGGAAUUGUGAGCUGGGGCGAAGGCUGCGCCAGACAGAACCGGCCGGGAGUCUAUACACAAGUCAUCAAGUUCUCUGAGUGGAUCCAGCAGCAGACCAAAGGCCAGGUGUGAGGAGGGGGCAUGGACCAUGCUCUGCCAGCAUGCCUGUGGCAGCUGCUGGACUCCCCAGGGACAGUGAGGGGCCCCAGGGGCCUGGGGGCUUGUCAGAGCACCAUUCCUGGCAUCACGACACAUAUAUGAUAUAGAUAGUUUGCACUCACAGCAGUGAUACUCAGCUUGAACUUGUCUGAAGGUUGUGGGAUUUUCUUUUGUUCCGAUCACAACCUGCCGGAUUCCUCUUUAGUCACACGACUGUGCCUCUCCUUUGAUUGCCGGCAGGCAGUCACCUUCCCGUUCCAUCGGGGGGGUGAGGGCCGCUGCUGGGUGCCCCCUGCUCUGGUCCCAUGACACUGAGUCACUCCGAAAAUCCUGUCAAAGUUCAGACUGACUUUGAACACGUGCAACCUUGAGAGACGCAUUUGGCUGUGUCACAUUGAGCCAUUUCCUCCAGUCAGUGCUUUGGGUCCUGGAGCUGAUGAUCUUCAUGUGUGCUCUGCAAUCCACCAGGAAUCCACCCUCCAUUUCCAUUCUCUGUGACCUUUAAUGUGCCUUGAGGGUGUCCAUGUCUCCGCCUCUCCUGCUGUGACUCUGUCAUCCUCCUUCUGAUACUUAUUGUUGAGGAGUUCAGUCAGUAAAAUACUGUGUUUCAUGGCAAAUGAGGACCAUAUGGCUUCUGUUUUGCAUUCAUAUUUAUCAUUUUCUCAGACUUCUAAACGAAACCAGUUUAAACUGCUUAAAUACAUAAUAAGUGAAAGGACUGUAGAUUGGGCACACAAGCACUGAACCUCCCAGGGCUUCAUGUUUUAAGGUCAGUUUUAUUACUUUAUAACAAACUCUCUUUAGUAUGGUGAAGAAAACAAGUGAAUAUUAAAUAAACGGUCUUCAGGGCUGCUCUGUGGUCCGUGUGUUACAAACGGACUGGCAGCCUGACCAGUGCUACCACUGGGCGGUUAUAUAUUUUCAGAGACAUGAGUGUAAACACAAAGAACCUUUUGAGGAUGAGAAACAUAAAUACACCCACUGAAACCAACAGCUCUCGGUUACCUCCAGACACUGAUCCGUGCGCCCAAGCUGCUAUGGAUUAAAGCAACCGCACUGGGUGUCAUUGGCGUAAUGGCAUUUUUAAACAGAUGUAGCCCCCUUUUUACCACAAGGUGGAGACAUGAUCCCUGCACUGAGUAAUUUUAGUCUGGCGUCUCAGAACCAGGUUCACGGCUUCUGUGUAAUUUUGUCCUUCAUAGUGUAUAGCAGAGCAGCACUUUCUUCAUUCCCAUGAAUUCUGACUGAAAUCAAAUCACAGAAGGCGCAGCUUUAAAAGUUUUUAUUAUGUGCACCUUGUAUAAUGAAAUUAGAUUCUUGUGUUUUGCCACACAAAAUGGAGUGCAGACUGCAGUUUAGAGUGGAGGAUAAAAAAGUCUUUAUUAAUCUUUUCUUUAAAUUAAAAGAAAGUGUAUAAACUUACAAAUUCAAACUCCUCUGCCCUGCCCCAGGAAAGUCCACAGUGCUUUCUUACCGUUUUCAAAUGUGAAAUCCCUUAUCGUUGUGCAAUGUAUGAUAAUCUCUAGGCAUGCUGUAGCUGUAGGGAAUAAAAGGCUGUCUCCAAAACAUGUUGAUUUAAAGUUCAAACGUGGCUAUGAAGCUUCCUUAUAAAACAAUUAGGAAAUAAAUAAUUUAAUCAACAUCUGUGCUAUUGUAUCCACCUGUGUAAUUAGCCAUGGUCAAGCUCAUUAUUUUUGAAGGUGAGGAGGGUUAGGCUUAGGGUUAGGUUGUAGUGCAGUGGCUUGGGAGUGUCAGGAUUCCAUGAAACUGUGACUGAGCACACGGAUUAUUGGUGGAUGGUAAUAGUCCAGCUGUGUGAAGAGAGGUCAUUUAAUAUGAAAGCAAUAAUAAAUGUACCUUUUGAUUGGGCUACCAUGUUUCCCCAUGCACACACACUACUGUAGACAAUAUAAACUAAAUGGGUGAUAGAUAUGCACAGCUGGACACAAAGUAGUGGGUCACUCAGCAGUAAUACAUCGGCUGAAGGUUCAAAUCUAAUCCUCAAAGUUCCAUAUUUUUAAAUAUCAAGUCUCUUACCGCUAAAAAAUCCAUACGAGAAAGGCUGUCAAAUGUACACCACACAGUGAUGCGAAGGGUAAGGAUGUGAAACCCAACAUGUGGUGGUUGAAGGUAUACAUCGUGCAAUGUAACUUCUUUCUCAAACAUUUCUUAAAAGCCGCUUAACCCCGAAACAGGUGUAUGUGAAAUUUUGCCAAAAUCAAACACUCUUGUGCUAGAAUGUUACAGUUGGCAAAAUGCCAAGCACUUACUGUAAGCUGAAAACCACACAGCCAAAUCUAAUAACAGAAAUUCUUUCUUAAACAUUCUAUAAAAUUCAAAGUCCGUAUCCUCCCUGCAGAAAUCUACAUUUGAAAGGCUGCCAAAGCCAGCUUCUCAUGUGCAGGGUGGAUUAGGGACUAGCCUCUUAGUUUGCUCAGCUUCAGUCAUACCUGGUGACACACAAUAUACUGGAUAAAAUUCAGUCAGGCUUCCACCUGGGACACACCACUGAAACUGCAGUGACUGACUGAAGUCGUAAAUGACAUAACAAUAGCAACUGAUGCUGACAAUGUGAAUGUGCUAAAGCUUUUGGACCUUAAUGCAGCCUUUGACACAAUUGACCACUUUACUCUACUAUGAAAGCUUAAAUUUGAUGUUGGGUUGUGUGGAAUGUGUUGAAGUGGUUUAAAUCCUUUUUGACUAAUCCAAAUCAAUAUGUUCAAGUGUUGAACUGUACGUCAUCAUCUAUGUCACCAGUCAAAUAUGGAGUGCUUCAAGGAUCAUUGCUUGGUCCGUAUUGUUUUCUCUCUACAUGCUGCCAUUAGGUAAUAUAAAGAGAAAACAUAAUGUUAAUUAUCACUCCUACAGUACGCCGACGACACCCAAGACCUGGAUAACUGUAAACUUACUAUCGUUAAAUACUUAGAAAACCAAGGUUCUGUUGUUUGGAGGCAAGUCUGUGGAUUAGAAUGCUAUAAUCUCUACAGUCCACUCCAAGCAGCUGAACUUCUCCCUCAGCAGCUCAGCCCAUAACCUAAGUGUCAUCUUAGAUACAAGCCUUUCAUUCAAAUCGCAUUUGGAUGUAGUAUCAAAGGUGUGCUUCCUAUAGCUAUGCAAUAUCGCUAAACUACAACAAUUCCUUAUUAUUCAAGACACUGAGAAAUUGAUACUACUGUAAUGCUAUAUUAUCUGGAAGCACAUACUGUACUGCACAUUAAAUACCUUGCAGCAUAUUCAAAAUGCAGCGGCUGAAAUAGUCACCAAAUGCAGGAAGUUUGAACA
Messenger RNA from Brienomyrus brachyistius, 6084 nucleotides. RefSeq names its product suppressor of tumorigenicity 14 protein homolog. Bases 127 to 2775 code for a protein of 882 amino acids. NCBI's taxonomy places the organism in Eukaryota, Metazoa, Chordata, Actinopteri, Osteoglossiformes, Mormyridae. The record is from RefSeq and is a predicted model, not a curated record. The transcript has 19 exons. Gene Ontology annotation, molecular function: protein binding; serine-type endopeptidase activity. Gene Ontology annotation, biological process: proteolysis; acrosome reaction.